CAUUAUGUUAAACCAAAAAUGUUGGACUCCAACUAAAGCCAUUUUCCAUUCUGAAUCAGAGAAAAAUGGAUGGGGCAUCAUCAAGCAUCUCUCAUCCUAAUACUUCUGAUGAUCAUCAUUUGGUUGAUGAUUUCUACUUCUCGGCUCUCUAUGAUGACGAAGAAGUAUUUCCCAUCUGUGAUGAGAAAUAUGCCCAGGAGUUGCAGCUUCAAGAGGCUCUCAUGUCAUCUGCAAUCUCUUCCUCCAAAGUCCCAAUUAGUAUUGACCAAUUUGAAGUAAAAACACCCUUUGAAAUACUGAGGGGACAAUCUUCUGGCUCUGGAAGCUUCUGCAUGAUCUGUAUGGAUGUGAAACCAAGUGGAGAAAUGUUCACAAACAAUAGCUGCAACCACUCAUUCUGCACUGAUUGCAUUGGAAGGUAUGUUGCGACUAAGAUUCAGGAGAACAUUUCAAUGGUUAAGUGUCCUGAUGUGAAAUGCAAAGAGGUAUUGGAGCCACAGUCAUGCAGGUCAUUUAUUCCUCAGCAAGUGUUUGAAAGAUGGGAAAGUGCGCUUUGUGAAUCCUUGUUUCUGGCUUCAGACAGAUUUUACUGCCCUUUUAAGGACUGCUCAAUGAUGCUUGUGGAUGAUGGAGGGGAGGUUGUGACUGUUUCGGAGUGCCCCAACUGUCGCAGACUCUUUUGUGCUCAAUGCAGGGUUGUGUGGCAUGCCGGGAUUGAUUGUAGCGAGUUUCAGCAGUUGAGUAAGGAUGAAAGAGGGAGGGAAGACAUCAUGGUGAUGGAGCUUGCUCAUCAGAAGCAAUGGAGGAGAUGCCCAAGGUGCAAGUUCUAUGUGGAAAAGACUGCUGGUUGCUCACACAUUACUUGCAGGUGUGGAUUCGAAUUUUGCUAUGGCUGUGGAUCCAAUUAUGGGCACUGUAAUGGAUGUAAUUAA
Fragaria vesca subsp. vesca is the source of this 932-nucleotide messenger RNA. RefSeq names its product probable E3 ubiquitin-protein ligase RNF217-like. NCBI's taxonomy places the organism in Eukaryota, Viridiplantae, Streptophyta, Magnoliopsida, Rosales, Rosaceae. The transcript has 2 exons. The record is from RefSeq and is a predicted model, not a curated record. Gene Ontology annotation, cellular component: ubiquitin ligase complex; cytoplasm. Gene Ontology annotation, molecular function: zinc ion binding; ubiquitin conjugating enzyme binding; ubiquitin protein ligase activity. The coding region runs from base 66 to 932 and encodes 288 amino acids. Gene Ontology annotation, biological process: positive regulation of proteasomal ubiquitin-dependent protein catabolic process; protein polyubiquitination; ubiquitin-dependent protein catabolic process.